UCUCCGCUGUCAGGGCAAGGCAGUCUGACAGUAUGGCGGCGGGGUGCAGCUGGAAGGAUGCUACUGUCGCCCGUGAUGUGUCUAUCGCCGGCAGGACGUAAAUGGGCAAUUGACGGCAAAAAGAGCAUAGGAUUCAGCGAGAAAGGCCUGUCGCCGUGAGCUCCAAAGAUGGCCAGGCUCGCCGACUACUUUGUUGUUGUCGGCUACGACCUCGAUAAGAGAGUGGAGGGUGAAGGUCAAGGUCGCAUUCUCCAGCGGUUUCCUGAGAAAGACUGGGAGGACAGCCCAUUCCCACAAGGCAUAGAGCUGUUCUGUCAGCCCAGUGGCUGGCAGCUGGUUCCUGAGCGGCAGCCUGCCUCUUUCUUUGUAGCGGUUUUGACUGACAUCAACUCAGAGCGUCACUACUGUGCCUGCUUUACCUUCUGGGAGGACCUGGACAACCCACAGCUGCAGAAGGCUGAGGCCAGCGAAGCAGAUGAGGUGGAUGAGGAGCUGGCUGUCGUCCAGCCAGCGAAGGUCUUUGCCCCUAAGAGCCUGGUGCUGGUGUCCCGACUGGACUACACUGAGGUGUUCAGGAACUGUCUGGGUCUGAUCUACACCAUCCAUGUAGAUGGCCUGACUGUCCCUUUGGAAACGGUGAUUGGAAAUCUCCUCACUUGUGUCAUCCCCAUCGCUGGAGGCUCCCAGAUAGAUGAGUCUCCUGUUUGUAGUUUAGACAAGGUUCCUCAGGCCCUGGCCUGUGACUGGCUGCUGGCCUGUCUCCAGCCGGGCCAAGAGGAGAGAGAGGAAAGAUUGAGGACUAUAACAUUAGGUGCUGGUGACCGGCAAGUUAUCCAGACUCCCAUCAAUGACUCGCUUCCUGUCAGUGGCAGCAGUGUGGCCCAGCUCUUCAGACAGCUUGGUAUAGUCAACGUGUUGUAUCUGUUCUGUGCUGCCCUGACGGAACAUAAGAUCCUGUUCUUGUCCAGCAGCUACCAGAGACUAACAGAUGCUUGCCGUGGACUGCUGGCCAUAAUGUUCCCCCUCAAAUACAGCUUCACCUACGUUCCCAUCCUACCAGGAAAACUGCUAGAGGUCCUGAGCACUCCCACUCCCUUCAUCAUUGGUGUCAAUUCAUUCUUCCGCUCCGAGACACAAGAACUGUUGGAUGUGAUCAUCGCUGACCUGGACGGUGGUACGGUGACCAUCCCCGAGUGUGUCCACAUCUCCCUGCUGCCUGAACCGCUCCUUCAACAGACCCAGACUGUGCUCUCCAUGGUUUUGGAUCCAGAGCUAGAAGUUGCUGAUCAUGCCUUCCCCCCACUGUCCACACAACCCUCUGCACUCAAGAUCCAGGAUAAGGAAAUCCGGGCAGUCUUCCUGUGGCUGUUCGCUCGGCUCUUCCAGGGCUAUCGCUGGUGUUUACACAUCAUUCGCAUUCACCCCGAACCAGUAAUCCGCUUCCACAAGGCCGCCUUCCUGGGCCAGAGGGCGCUGUCAGAGGAUGACUUCCUCAUGAAGGUGUUAGACGGCAUGGCGUUUGCAGGUUUCGUGUCAGAGAGAGGGCCUCCUUACAGGGCCACUGACCUAUUUGAUGACCUGGUAGCCAAUGAAGUGGAGCGGAUACGGCACGAGGAGGCCUGUCCACACAAAGUCAUGAACCACGUCAAGGAGCUGGCUGAGCAGCUUUUCAAAAACGAGAACCCGUACCCCGCAGUGGCGAUGCACAAAGUCCAGCGACCGUCAGAAAACAGCCAGAACGCUGCACAGAAUCAGACACCCUUCCCCGUGCUGGACGAGGUUGCGGUGCAGCUCUUCAUCGACCACGCUGCCGCCAAGCUCAAGACUGCGCCUCCCGUGGUCAAAGCAGAGCUCAAGGGCAUGGUGCCCUCUGGACCCCCGCUGGGAGACAUUGUGGACAGAAACGGCAAUGUGAUGGCUAACAGCGCCCGCAGGCUGGAGGUGGUCAGGAACUGUAUUACAUACAUCUUUGAGAACAAGAUGCUGGAGGCAAAGAAGCUGAUGCCAGCUGUACUGCGGGCAUUGAAGGGUCGAGCAGCCCGGGUUUGUCUGACCCAGGAGCUCAAUCAGCAUGUCCUACAGAACCGAGCUGUGCUGGAUGACCAGCAGUUUGACUACAUCGUCCGCAUGAUGAACUGCACCUUACAGGACUGUUCACAUAUGGAUGAACACGGCAUUGCAGCUGCUCUGCUUCCAUUGGUGACAGCCUUCUGCAGAAAACUAGGCGCAGGCAUCACUCAGUUUGCCUACAGCUGUGUGCAGGAGCAUAUGGUAUGGACCAACAUGCAGUUCUGGGAGGCCAUGUUCUACAGUGACGUCCAGAACCACAUCAGGGCUCUGUACCUGGAAACAGAGGAUGGAGGAAGCUCGGAGCAGCAGGAUGGGUCAGGCGGUGGAAGGGAAAUCAGCGCCCUGGAGCUGGCGUCAGAGCAGAACAGACUGUGGCCGACGCUCACCAAGGAAAUGCAGACAGAGCGCGUGCAGAAGGAGGAGAGCACGGUGUUCAGCCAGGCCAUCCACUACGCCAACAGGAUGAGCUACCUGCUGCUGCCGCUGGACACCAGCAAGAACCGCCUGCUGAGGAGCUCGGGCCUCGGAGAUGUCGAGAGCGUCAGCAACAGCUACGUCACGAACAGUAUUGCAGGCAGCAUGGCGGAGAGUUACGACACAGAGAGCGGCUUUGAAGAUGCUGAGAGCUCAGAUGUGGCCAACUCUGUGGUGCGCUUCAUUAACCGCUUUGUGGACAAAGUGUGUAAUGAGAGCGGUGUGACCAACGAGCACCUUAAGGCUCUCCACACCAUGAUACCAGAUAUUGUUCAGAUGCACAUUGAGACGUUAGACGCAGUCCACAGGGAGAGUAAGAGACUGCCUCCGAUCCAAAAGCCCAAACUGCUGAGGCCGACUCUGUUGCCGGGCGAGGAGCUAGUAAUGGAUGGCAUGCGGGUCCACCUGAUUCCCGACGGCCGGGAGGAGGCUACGGGGCUGAUGGGAGGGCCACCUCUACUCCCCGCCGAGGGUGCAAUCUUCCUCACCACUUACCGACUCAUCUUUAAGGGCACGCCUACAGACCCACUGGUGGGUGAGCAGGUGGUCACUCGCUCGUUCCCCAUCGCCUCUCUAACCAAGGAGAAGAGGAUCUCAGUCACUUUACCCAUGGACCAAUUUGUCCAGGAGGGGCUGCAGCUGCGAUCCUGCACCUUCCAGCUAAUGAAGAUUGCGUUCGAUGAGGAGGUUGCAUCAGACCUGGCCGAGGUUUUCAGGAAGCACAUGCACAAGCUGCGUUACCCUCAGCACGUCCAGGGCACCUUUGCCUUCACUGUGGGUCAAUGUGGCAAGCUAGUGGUGGAACACAAGACCAAGGACAAGAACCAGUCGCUCAAGACACUCUCCAAGAACCUGGUGAAGAGUGCCAAAAGGACCAUCGGUCGGCAGUAUGUGACCAGGAAGAAGUAUUCUCCCCCCACCUGGGAGAACAGGAGCAGCUUCCAGUCAGAGUUAGAUGAGGAUGAAAUCUCAGUGUCAGAGGAGGUGGACCAGAGCUCCCUCACUCUCUCCUCCACCAUCCGCUCAUCGGACAGACAGACCAUGAGCAACGUGGUGGAACGAGCCUGUUGUCGCGACUACCAGCGCCUUGGUCUGGGCACGCUCAGUAACAGCCUGACACGUUCCAAGAACGAGCCCUUCAGGAUUUCGACUGUUAACCGCAUGUACACCGUCUGCAGGAGCUACCCCGGCCUGCUGAUCGUGCCUCAGAGCAUCCCAGACACAACCAUCCAGAGAAUCUGCCGCUGCUACCGACAGAACCGCUUCCCUGUGGUUUGCUGGAGGAAUUCAAGAACUAAGGCUGUCCUGCUGCGCUCUGCAGGCCUCCACGCUAAGGGUGUUGUGGGCUUCUUCAAGUCCCCCAAUGCCCCCACAGCAGUGCCCUCCCAGGCAGACUCCACCAGCCUGGAGCAGGAGAAAUACCUGCAGGCCAUCAUCAGCUCCAUGCCUUCUUACAGUGAAAGCAGCGGCAGGAACACACUCAGCGGCUUCACCUCCACACAUAUGAGCACCUCUGACUCAUCAGAUAAGCUGAGGCAGCCCAAGAUCGGCGCCCUGAUGAAACAGGUGAUGGGUGCAAAGGAGGACGUUCCCGGAACCUUCAGCAGAGGAGCUCUGGGUCAAAGGGCGAAAGUCAUCUCCCUCUCUCAGCCCAAAGUGUCUGGCAAGGCCAGGAACCCUCCUAGAGGUAAAUGGGGCAGUAUCCGAGGCAGCGGGCGUCUAAGUGCCUACAACCCAGACGUGGGGACGCGUCUGGCUGGGAAAGAGUCUCCACAGCCCAAUGGAGGGCCAAGCGAGGCGCUGUUCCUCCGCCAGCAGAGGGCCUACCUCUACAUCAUCGGAGACAAGGCCCAGCUCAAGGGAGGGAAGCAGGACUCGUUCCAGCAGUGGGAGGUGGUUCCCAUCGAGGUUUGUGACGUGCGACAGGUGAAGAACAGCUUUAAGAAGCUGAUGAAGGCCUGCGUGCCGAGCUCCCCGCCCUCUGACCCCAACAUGAGCUUCCUGCGCUGCCUUGAAGACUCUGAGUGGAUGGCUCUGCUGCACAGGGUGCUGCAGGUAUCUGUCCUAGUGGUGGAACUUCUGGAUACAGGCUCAUCAGUCAUGGUCAGCCUGGAGGACGGCUGGGACGUCACUACACAGGUGGUGUCCCUGGUGCAGCUGCUGUCGGAUCCCUACUACAGAACCUUUGACGGCUUCCGGCUGCUCGUGGAGAAGGAGUGGCUGUCGUUCGGCCACAGGUUCAGCCAUCGGGGAGCGCAGACGCUGGGCAGCCAGAGCAGCGGCUUCACCCCCGUCUUCCUGCAGUUCCUCGAUUGCGUGCACCAGAUCCACCUCCAGUUCCCAAUGGAGUUUGAGUUCAGUCAGUACUACCUGAAGUUCUUGGCCUACCACUACGUUUCCAACCGCUUCCGCACCUUCCUGCUCGACUCCGACUACGAACGCAUCGAGCUGGGAGUGCUUUACGAGGAGAAAGGAGAGAGGAAAAGCCCUCAGGUGUGUAAGUCUGUGUGGGACUACAUCGACAGACUCAACAAGAAAACACCCAUCUUCUACAACUACAUGUUCUCUCCUGAAGAUUACGAGGUGCUGCGGCCGUACACGUUCGUCUCCAACCUGAAGGUGUGGGACUUCUACAUGGAGGAGACCCUGUCCGAGGGGCCCUCUUACGACUGGGAGCUGAGGGGCCGGCAGGAGCGCGUGGCCGAGGAGACGCCGGAGAAACCCGACACCAGCGGGACCAAGUCGCAGCGGCGCGUCGUGUGGCCGUGCUACGACAGCCUGAGCAAGGUGGUGCCCGACGCCAUCACCAAGCUGCUGCACGACCUGCAGAGUCUGGAGGCUGAGCUCGGUCAGACGUCGGAAAAGUGGAAGGAUACGUGGGAUAAAAUCAAGACCACACAGAGAACUGAGACCAAACUAGAGAGCAAGCCAUCGUUCUCCAGCUCCCUGCUGAUGUCAUCCAACCUGAGCCACCAGCGGCGUUCUCAGGGCGUCUACCUGCAGGAGAGCGGCGUGGGUUCCUCCAUCAACCUGGCUCUGGACUGCGAGGCCAGCGCCACCUCCACGCCCGUCGCCGGUCGGCCGAGCACCAGCACCCUCUACAGCCAGUUCCAGAGCACAGAGAGCGAGAACAGGAGUUUUGAAGGCAUCUUGUUCAAGAAAGGGGCAUUGUUGAAACCAUGGAAACCACGGUGGUUCGUGCUGGACAAGACCAAACAUCAGCUGAGAUACUACGAGAGCAGGCAGGAUAAGGACUGUAAAGGGGUGAUCGAGCUGGCUGAUGUGGAGUCUGUCACUCCAGGAACGCCUGCCAUGGGAGCACCGAAAAAUAUCGAGGAGAAAGCCUUCUUUGAUCUCAAGACGACCAAACGAGUGUAUAACUUCUGUGCGCAGGACAGCCUGAAUGCACAGUUAUGGAUGGACAGUGUUCAGAGCUGCUUGUCAGAUGCCUAGAGUGGACGCUGGACUCUUAUAUGGAGCAAUGCAACCAGGAAUGAUUGAGCAGUGCUGUGGCACCUGACGGACAUCUCUGCCAGCCAAUCCCAACGAAACAGGGAGGGGAAGGGGCCUUUCACCACUUAAGCUCUGUUUUGUUCGCUAGUGUUGAACUAAACCUUGCGUCACAACGUUUCAGUGUUUUUGUUAUAAAAAAAAAAAUUAGAAAAAGAAAAAAAACUAAAAUGUCCCUGGAGAACCACUGUUGCUGUCGUCUCACCAAGUAGCUACAGCCUCUCACCUCCCCGACAGUCUGACCACUAUGUGUGCUGGAUGUCUGUAUGCACAAAAACAAUGCAUAUUAAAAGCACGUUGUCGCAUUUUUGUGAGGCGUCCCGCAGCUUGUACCAGCAUGAAGAUCUUUCCAGACCCUCCACCUUUAAACCACAACCCCUGCUUCCUUCCUACUAACCCUACUCGCCCUUUAAAACACUCCGGGGAGGAAUGACGGAGGAGCAGCGGUCGCCUGUCGCCCCAGCCACACACAGAACUCGUUAAACUGCUCCGGAGAAGUAUCUGAAAGACUGACUGAUGGACAGAUGGACCAAAAUAACCCUGAGGAACAAACACAGUGACAGCAGACGCUCUUUCCUCCGGUCCUCAGAGGUCUCUGCUCUCUUUGCCUCUCACUGCCUGAUGUAGCUCACUCGCAGUACACCUGAAAGAAGAAAGAAGUUUUAGAGAAGUGGACUGUGUCGCUGCAACUGCAAGAGGAGGAGGAGGAGGAAGGGGGGGGGGCUCCUCAACGGUUCAUGAAGGAUUUCCUUUUCUUCUUUUUUUUUUCCCCUUCUUUUCUAAAAUCUCAAAUUUGUACCAGAGAGAGAUCAAUGCUCAUCACCUGCCCUCAGCAGAUGGUGACGAUAUACUGUGAAAGCCAUGAAUCAGUCGUAGAGAUCAAACCAGGAGAGCCGGAUGGAGAUUAGAUUCUGUCAGGUAUUGAGUGUGUCGGUGAACUUUCACUGAGAGUGUUUACAAAGUAGACAAAAUCUUCCCUCACUAAGCUAAAUUCCGCUCUGCUCUUCUGUUUUUAAUCAACCACUAUUAACAUUCAGAUUCAGCAAGGGAUGCUGAAGGAUAGAAGGACAGAUUUAUUUUGUAGUGAUAUCUUCAAAACAGAGAAAGAGAUCUGGAAGGAGGGAAAUUAAGAGGAAUACUAAUAAAUAGAAUGAUAUUAUGGGAUGCUUAAGAGAGACUACAGUUUUUAAAGAUGGACGCUGAUCCACCACAGUGCUGUGUGUGUCGUUUUCUGACAGGAUGUUGGUUAAAAGAAAAUUGCAGUAUUUUUCAAUCUAAGUCUUUUUCUCAUAACUGUGUCCAUUUGACCACAAGCAAUGAUAAAUUUGUUGUGUGUGAAUUUUCAGAUACAUUUUAAAUUAAAUGCAGAAAUCAUCUGAAACGCUUAUCUUGAAGUCUGAGAGAAUGAAUUUAGCCUCCUAGACUAGUUAUUAGAGCUAACUGCAAGCUUGGUAAGCAAACUAGCUGUAGGGUUAGCCAGCUAGCAUGCUAUGUAUCCUUCCGCAGAGACGAUAAACAUCUUUUUAGCACGAUUCUAGUUGAGCAGGAGAACAUAACUGUUCUGUUUUCUUGAAUUUACUCAGAAGACAGUAACCAAAAUAAACCCCUUAUUUGCUACUUCUCUGCAUGUAUAAGCACUAAAUUAGCAAAGACCCAUGGUCUCACACAUGUAAACAAACUAACGUGCAAGUGAACAGGCAGCUAGUUUGGUUAGCUAGGUGGUCGCCCUAGAUGUAGAUUACCACGCAUUUAGCUAUAGCAGCUAAUUCAGGGGGCUAAUCUCAGUGUUUACCUUUGUUUGGACUUGGAAACAAGCAAUUGAAAUGAUUUCUGUAAAAUUCAUCCAGAAAGCAGUGGAUACAUUAUCAGUGUCAAAUAAAAAACAAAAAAACCAAAAUGGACACAGAUAUGAGAAUUAGACUCAGUUGAAGAUUGCUGUAAUGUCCCUUUAAUACUGCUGGGACAGGGAAAGUCAGACUCACCGGUUCAGACGAUAUCAACAGUCCACUCGUGUCGACACCAGUGUUUCACUUUAGCGCCCGCCACCGGAGCUGAAACUUGUACAUAGAUGAGUUUACAUCUGUUCAGAGUUGUAGAGAAACAGUAUGUUUAGCUGGAAGGUUUCAAAUAUCAAGUCACUUUUUUUUUUUAAUGGUUUUGUCAGACUGCCCCCCCACACCCCACCCCUUCUCCUCCACCCACAGAAACCACUCAAGACCCACACUUGUUAACACAAACCCUGCUAUGUAAAAUAUGGUUCUACUGCUGUCUUGUUGAACAUAAUAUUUGAAAUUGUAGAUUUUUUUUGUGUCUAAUAACUCCUUUGUAUAUACUACUCCAGAUUUGUAUGUAACGUUUAUGGUAGUAAUUUAUUUAACUUGUCUCCUCAGUAAGAAAGUUCCUCAAGCACCACUUUAUUUUUAAAUUAGGAAUUCAAUGUGCCAUUUGUUUAUUUCUGUAUUAAUGUGACUAAUGUUUUUUUUUUUUUUUUUUUUGAAAAAUGUACAAGUAAACCCUCAACGUAUUUUUUUUUCUUCUGUUUUGUGAACACGGUUGUUCCUUACUCAAUACCAACCGUUGAUGCAGGAGUGGAAAUGGUGUGUUAGUGGAAGAGUAAGAGCCUCUGGGGUGGUUUUUAAAGGCUGGCUGGAUUUUACUGUGUUGGUCACCCACAGUAGUGGGAUAUCUGGACGUAGAUUACAGUCAAAUAAAUCUGAACAGGCAAAAAUCUUAGUGUUGCUGGGUUCUGAUUAGUCAGUGACAUGGUGGCAACUAAGGCUGCCUGACUGAACUUAUGUCAGGUGAAGUCAAAACUGGCUCAAAAUAUCUCAGAUAUUAAGUUUGCUAUGAUAAAGAAAACCAGACAAUAUUCUCAUUUAAGAAACAAACUGGAUCAUUUUUGCUUAAAAAUGAUUUCAACAAUAAUCAAGAUCAACAGUUUCUGUUAAGUUGCACAAGUCAAAUUUUAUCUGCCUGUACGACAGAAAAUGUAGUGCUCAAUGUACCAUCACUCUGUUCUGAUUGCCAUCUUCUUACUGAAUAUUUAAUGUUACCCAGUUUUAUGAUUAAAAAACAAACAAACUACAAUUUCCAGAUAGUGCCUGUCUAACCUAUUGAUAAGAAUGAUGUUAAAAACCAGGUCUAUAGUUGACAUAUCACUGAUGUUGGUUCCUCAGCAUCCAUUAACAGUUUGCAAGUACACAUCAUCACAAUCAUAUGUCAGUUAAAAUAAGCCUCCCCUGAGGAACAGACGGACCAAAGUGACAGCAGGAAUCACUGCAGCACCCAGAAUCUGCCUGUGACAAGAUGGCGUUCCCUUGUGCUUUGACUAUAGUCUACAUCCAGUUAGACCCAGCUCAUCUUUUUACUCUAGUUUACUCAUCUCUCUGUGGUAACUCUCUACAACAGUCAACGGCUGAAUUAACCAUGACAUAAUCCUUUUUAUUUAUUUUGUUUUUUUUUUGUUGUUGUUUUUUUUUUUUUUAAAUUAGAAAUAAAAUUCUGAGCCGGGUUAUGUUGUCAAUCAUGUCAAUAUAGUUUUUAGAAUCCAAAUAAAAACCGUGGGUUUAAAUGUUCA
Messenger RNA from Lates calcarifer (barramundi perch), 9631 nucleotides. It is a transcript of the gene sbf1, whose product is annotated as SET binding factor 1. The record is from RefSeq and is a predicted model, not a curated record. Bases 169 to 5997 code for a protein of 1942 amino acids. Gene Ontology annotation, cellular component: cytoplasmic vesicle. Gene Ontology annotation, biological process: regulation of Rab protein signal transduction. The transcript has 43 exons. Lineage: Eukaryota; Metazoa; Chordata; Actinopteri; Centropomidae.